AUGGCUACUAGCUUCUACAGUAGCAAGACCGGUAGUGAAAUUGUGCCUGCUGCUGGUAACGGUGAUCAGGAGAGAGCGAAUCCGAUAAUAGCUCAUGGUCAUAGCCACGGUCACGGAGUUACAUUAACUACUAAAGAUGAUAGUGACUCACAGUUAUUGGGGUACCGAGAAAUGGUUUUGGAGCUUGGAACUAUAGUUCACUCUGUGGUCAUUGCACUAUAUCUAGGUGCAACAAAUGACACAUGCACCAUUAAAGGCAUUGGUCUUGGUGGCUGCAUCCUCCAGGCGGUAUAUACAACUGUGAAAAAGUUGGUGAUCGCCUUUUUCGCGGUUACAACACCAUUUGGAAUCGUUUUAGGGAUUGCAUUGUCAAGUAUUUAUAGAGAUAACAGCCCGGCUGCAUUGAUCACUGUCGGGCUGUUCAACGCCUGCUCAGCAGGACUGCUCAUCUACAUGGCCCUCGUCAACCUUCUAGCAGCCGAGCUCAUGGGACCAAAGCUCCAAGGUAGCAUCAAGCUUCAGAUUAAGUGUUUCUUUGCCGCUCUGCUUGGCUGCGGUGGAAUGUCAAUCCUCGCCAAAAGGGCGUAA
This is a messenger RNA of Brassica rapa (field mustard), 588 nucleotides long. RefSeq names its product fe(2+) transport protein 1-like. The record is from RefSeq and is a predicted model, not a curated record. Lineage: Eukaryota; Viridiplantae; Streptophyta; Magnoliopsida; Brassicales; Brassicaceae. Gene Ontology annotation, molecular function: zinc ion transmembrane transporter activity. Gene Ontology annotation, biological process: zinc ion transmembrane transport. Gene Ontology annotation, cellular component: plasma membrane.